Cavia porcellus (domestic guinea pig) is the source of this 6373-nucleotide messenger RNA. Its product is annotated as LINE-1 retrotransposable element ORF1 protein. Gene Ontology annotation, biological process: retrotransposition. Gene Ontology annotation, cellular component: ribonucleoprotein complex. Bases 2539 to 3576 code for a protein of 345 amino acids. The transcript has 2 exons. The record is from RefSeq and is a predicted model, not a curated record. NCBI's taxonomy places the organism in Eukaryota, Metazoa, Chordata, Mammalia, Rodentia, Caviidae. Gene Ontology annotation, molecular function: single-stranded RNA binding.
CACUUCAGGAUGUCGCUCCCGGCGCUGCGCCGCGACCAGCUGCUGGCCUCGCUGGACCCCCUGGCCUUGAACAAGUACUCUCUGCCGUCUGUGCAGUACCCCACGAUGCCACAGGCGCUCUGGGGCGACCAGGAGCCCCUCUCCAAGGUCUGCCCCACCAUACCAUGCUGCUUUGGAGCCAACUGAGUAUGGACUGAAACCUCCAACAACUGAAUCAGAAAUUGAAAGUAAGAAAAAGAAAGCAAUAAAUAUUCAGAUGUCUGGAGAUAGUCAACUUAGAAUUCAACAUAAUACAGAGUGGGGAGCCCCAAACAGAGGAAGAUGAAUUCUCUUGCCCCAAGAAGAAAUUAAGGCAACUUGCUGAUCAUCCGAGGUCCCGACACAUCCCACCUGGGCAAGCCGAGGUCCCACCACAGCUUGCCGAGGUCCUGCUGCAACUUGCCGAGCUUCCACAAGCCGAAAAGAGAGCUGAGUUGACAGGGUGCCUACAUCACCUGUGGUGAGUGACAGGAGUGGAGCCAUUCCAUAAAUAGGGGGGCUCCGGCAGAUGACAUUCUGGGACUGAGGAGGACUGGCAAGUACAAGGGGCAGCAGCGACUUCAGUCAGUUGCUCCCUUCCCGAAUGGGAUUGGUGGAUUAAGCUAGGCCUGGGUCACGUGACUUGGCUGAGACCCAAUAGGUUAUCCGAAAUCAAGUCCCUACAGUGAUGGUGCACACUAACCACACUAACCCAGUAAAAUCUUAGAAGUUUGACUGACAGUGCGGGCCACAGCAAGUUGACUCAUCUGGAGGGGAGGUGGUGCAAGGAAAUGCAAUGCAUGUCACAGCAACUUGACAGAUCCCCGUGCCACCGCACUCCAGCCACUGCCUGCAGCACCUCCGGGCUGCCAGCAAAACCUGUCGCCCCGGCCCAGGAGUGACUGGGCACCCACAGCUGCCCCCACCCCUGACCCACUGUGGCCGCCCACCCGGAGGGGAGGCAGCACAAAGUCCACCACCGCUGCUGCCUCCACCACCACUGCCACGACACUGCCCACUGCCGUCAUGCUCCAGCUGCAGCCACCUGGAGGGGAGGGAUACAAAGUAAUACAUGCAGGCCACAGCAUCUUGAGGGGAGGGGCCAGCAUAUGCUGGCCCUGUCUGCAACUCACUAGCACACUGCAGUGGGAAGGGUCAUCUAGCCAGUGCACUUCAGAAGAAUUGUAACCAACAAAGAAAGAAACUGGGAAGCUUCUUUCCUGGAAGAAGCAAAAAAGAUGGGAAGAGGAAGCAACAACAAAAAGUCCCCAGGUCCCAACCCUGAGAACACUGACCCAGGACAGGUAAGUACAAAGGAGAAUGAGAAUAGCAAACAUGCAAUAUCAAACACAGCACCAGUAGACGUAAAGACAUAUAUUCGGGACCUCAUAGACAAGUUCGAAAGUGAAAUACUUAGCCAAAUAAAGCAAGACAUAAGAAAAUUAAUUAAAGAGAUACUAAGCACCCCUCAAGCAGACACAGAUGGAAGAAGGGAGGAACUCAAAGGAGAGAACCAUUUGAUGAAGAAUACAAAAAAGUAUAGAAUACAUGAAGCAGAUUCAAAAAGAUCACCAGGAAAUUAAAAACUCUAUGGAAAGAUGGCAAAUCAGCUUGAAAGAAACUAAGGAUAGAUUAUCCAAACUGGAGGAUAAUUUUGCAAUGUGGGAGUAUGAAAGGGAAAACUUUUUAAAAAUAACAAGGAAACAAGCAGUAACAAUACAAAGACAUUUUAGAUGACAAAAGGUUCUAUAACUUGAGAAUAAAGAAUGUGAAUGAAGAAGCUGGGGCACCGGGAGAACAUGGCGGACAGAUAACAGCAACUACCGGAGGCUCUCUGAAAGACUUGGCUCAGAAGCCAGGAAUGGUGCGGACUAAGGAGACAUAAGCAGGUGGAGAUAUGCUCUGCUGACUCAGGAACGAACUGGGCUGAGAGAAGCCAACUUGGAAUGCAGUCCUGGUGCUAAAACAGGAACAGAAAAGACUCGGUGUGGAGGCUGGAACCGCGCCAUUGUAAGCCGCGAUUUGGGUUUCCCGCCGCACGGCGGCUGGCUGCCUCUACAGCGGCUCGGCAAGGAGAGAGACGCGCGGAAGCUCUGAGAACGGCAAUCUGCGAACCGCAGGGAGGCGUGCACUGACUUAUGGUGAGGUGAGUGAGAGAAACUGACACUCUACCACAGUUUGACUCCAGCGGAGGACUUUCUGGGUCUGAGCAGUCCUGCAGGAGCAGGGCGCGGUGGCCGACUCCAGUCACACAUCCCCCUCUCGGGCGGGAUUGGUGAAAAGUGCCUGGCCUGCGUGACGCUGCCGGCGGACCUGGUAGACUGUCCCAACCCAGAUCCCAGAGCCUGACGGUGGCCGGGAGGGGAGACGCGUAGGCUGCCUGGUCCGUAACUCCCUGGUGCGCAGCGGUGAGCGGGAACAACUAACUGGCGCAAUUCGAUCAGGCUGUGGCUGACUGGGAGAGAAGCUGGGCCUCUUAUAUAAGCUUGCAUAUAUAAGGAACAGAGAAGAAGAGGCAGCAUGGGAAGAGGCAGCAACAAGAAAGGCUCCUCGGCCCCCAAUUCUGAGAAACAGGCAAUAGCAGACACCGCACCAAUACACAUAAGGCACCAUAUAGAGAGCCUCAUAGACCAAUUCAGGAAUGAAGUUAUCAAUGACCUGAAGCUAGAAGUAUGCAGAAUAGUUAGAGAAAUGCUAAGUACCACCCAAGAAAAAACAGGUGGUGGAAUGGAAGAACAGAAAAAAAGGGGAGAAUUGUUUGAUGGAGAAAACAGAGAAAGCAUAGAAUACGUGAAGCAGGUUCAAAGGGACUACCAAGAUACUAAGAAGUCUAUAGAAGACUGGCAUAACAGCUUUAAAGAAACUAAGGACAGACUAUCUGAACUGGAGGGCAGACUUGUAAUAUGGGAGAAUGAAAUGAAAAACUUCUUAAAAAUAACAAAGAAACAAACAGCAAUAAUACAAAGACAAGAAGAUGAUAAGAGGAUCCAUAACUUAAGGAUUAAGAACAUAAAAGAAGAAGUAGGGACACAAACAAAUGAACUACAAAAGCUACUCACAGAAAUAAUCCAGGAGAAUUUUCCUAAUUUAGCAAAAGGUAAAGAUACUCAGAUGUAUGAGGCAUACAGGACCCCAGCUACCUACAACCCAAACAGAGCAACACCCAGGCAUAUAAUAAUAAAAAUUCCAGAAAUUCAAUACAAGAACAGAAUAUUAAAAGCUGUAAGAGACAAGAAACAGACCACUUACAAGGGAACACCCAUCAGAAUUACAGCAGAUUUCUCUGCACAAACCAUCAAAUCACGAAGAGCGUGGGGGGAAAUAAUUCAAGCUUUGAAAGAUAAUAAUCUCCAGCCAAGAUUGAUAUAUCCUGCACAACUGUCCCUGGAAAUUGAUGGAAAAACAAGGUGCUUCCAGGAUAAAGAGGAACUGGGGGAAUUUGCAACCACCAAUUCAACUCUACAGAGAGUAUUGCAGGAUAUUCUAAAAAAAGAAAAAUACAAAGAAUCCAGAAAUAAUGGCAGAGAGGCCACAACAAAUGGAGCAGAGACAAAAUGAAGAAGACAAACUGACAGCUACUGACAGAAAAAGAGCUUAACAGAAAUGAGGCAGAGAAGAUUGGAUGAUAGGAACAGCUAUUUUGGAGAAAAUGACAUCUUAAUAGGUAAUACUGAUUUAGUAUCAUCUUGUUUUGAAGUCUCAUCUAGCUUUUGUCUUCAAUGGUCUAAAUAGGCUGUAUCUUAUUGGAUUUUAUUAUGUACGAUAGUAUAAGCAAAAACCUUUUAAAGACAAGGAGAUUAUACAGAAACCAUUGUUCAUUUUCUGUUAGUCGAUUCUAAAUACUCUGUAAUGCUGUCAUUCUCUUGAAUGGUUUUACAUUGUUUUGAUAUACUUAAUGCUACAGUAUACGAAGUUGUACUCAAGGAUUUCAAAGAAAGAAACAGUAUGGUAACUACUUUUAGGUCAGGAUUAUCUGGUGGUGAAACACUAUUCUGCUUAAAUGGUUAUGUUUUGAUCUGCGCUGUUUCGUUGUUAUGCCCUCUUUUAUCUCAAUCUCCACUCCAUUAUUUACUUUUUUAUCUUUAUCCUUUUAAUUAAAGGGAAAAAAAUAGCAGGAUAUAUUAUAGUAACCCACUUUGACUUUUCAUUACCUUGAUUUGAAGCCCUGUAUUACUCUCACCAUCUGGUUUUUAACUGAUGUUCCCCUAUUCUGUUUUGCUGGAUAGUAUCAGGUUCAAAAGUUUAGGCAUCAGCUGUGAAGAUAAUGAGAUUCAUUAUGACGCCCAUUCUUGUUGACUUUUAUCUACUUUUGAAGACCUACAAUGUUUCCAAUGUUUUGGUUUUGUCGGUUUUAUUCUUUACUGUUUUGUUCAAUUGUAUUAUAACUAAUGAUAUAGGCAAUUCUAUUAGAGAUAGCGGGAGGCAUUAUGGUAACCAUUGUUGAUCACCUUGUAUUAUGUUUUUACAUUAUCUAUUAUGUCCACCCUUUUGACUUGACCGAUUCUGUUCUGUUAUGUCACAUUUGGUUUUACUCUCUUCCAAAAAAAUAAUAAGAACCGUGGGAGCAAUGAAACCCAAAAUGUGUAAUAGUCAUGAUACAAAAGAGAGGAAAAGAAAGUGCUCCAAACUAUAUAACUGCAUGUAUAUUUAAGUGUAUAAGAUAGAAAAUGAUAUCACAGAGUUUUAUUGGAUCAAUGAACAGAACUGUUUGCAGUAUCAUUGAUGGAAUGUCCACUUUACAAGCUUUAAUUUUGUGACUUGAACAAUUAUUUCUAAGAUGACAAUAUGUAAUCCAUUAACUAGUGAUUUCCUACUGUUCAUUUUUUUUCUGUAAAUCUGUAUAACUUGUACCCUUUCCCUGCUUCUUUUUUCUUUUCUCCUUAAAUAAAAUUUAAAAAAAAAAAAAAGAAGCUGGGGCAAAAACAAAGGAACUACAAAGGUUAUUCACAGAAAUAAUUAAGGAAAACUUCCCAAACAUAGGAAAAGGAAAUGAUAUGCAGAUGUAUGAGGCAUACAGAACUCCAGCCACCUACAGCCAAAACAGAGCUACACUCAGGCAUAUAAUAAUCAAGAUCCCAGAAAUUCAGUACAAGAACAAAAUAUUAAAAGCUGUUAGAGACAAGAAACAGAUAACCUAUAGAGGAAUGCCCAUCAGAAUAACGGCAGACUUCUUGACACAAACCAUCAAGUCAAGAAGAGCCUGGAGCGAAAUAGUCCAAGCCCUGAAAGAAAAUAACCUCCAGUCCAGAUUGAUAUACCCUGAUAAACUGUCUCUAGAAAUUAGUGGAGAAACAAGAUGCUUCCAAGACAAAGAGGGACUUGGGUAAUUCACAAUCACCAAUCCAAAUCUACAGAGACUACUGCAGGGCAUUCUAGAGAGAGAGAGAAAAGUACUAGGAUUCCAGGAACAGUGGCAGAGAGGCCUCAAUGAAUGGAGCAGAAAACAGAAUGAAGAAGACAAGCAGACAACUGAUGGCAAACAAGAGCACAACAGAAAUGAGGCAGAGAAGAUUUUUACUCAAAACUGAUAUGAUUGAUAGUAUCAAGUCUGAGAGUGUAAGCAACUACGCGGAAGAUGACAAGACUCUCUGAUACACAUUCUGGUUUGAUAACUGCCAGGUUUUGAAGUUCUAUACUAUACACAAAGUUGUGUUUUUAUUAAUACUGUUAUGUACUGAUAUAUUCAAUUAUACUAUGUCUGAUGAUACAGCCAAUUCUAUUGGAGAUAACAAGAGACAACAGAGGAACCAUGGUAGAACUCUUCGUACAAUGGUCUUAUACGUUUAUUUCAUUUCAUGUGUUUAUAGGAAUAUGUUUUGUUUUGUUUCUCCCUCUAAUAUAGAAAGGAUAGAAAUACAUGUUAAGACUCAUGCAUAUGUAGAAUCUGUAAACAGUUUAUGAGAACAGAUCUUAUGACACAUGAUGAAAUGAACAGAUACUUUGAAGAAAAAGAAACACUAAAAUACCCAGUGCUGAUCCUGGUGUGUCAUAAUGUGAAACCCAGCAAUAGUAUUAUUCUUUGUUCAGAGUGAUAUUAGCCUGAUUGGGUUUAUUCAAUGUCAGCAUAAUUGAAGAGAUGGAUAACUGCAUGUAUGUUUAAGUGUAUAGGAUUGACAAUCAUGUUACUAAGUUUUUGUUGGACAGUUGAACAGAACUGUUUGCCAUCUCACUGUUUGAAUUCCCACUCUACAUAUUCCAUUCUUGUACCUUGAACAACUAUUUGUAAAAUGACAAUAUGUAAACGUCAACUAGUGAUUUCUUACUGUUUAUUUUUUUCUCUGAACGUAUGUAUUAUUUCUACUUAUUUUCUGUUUUGCUUAGUCUUUCUUUAAAUAAAAAUUUUUUUAAAAUACAA